GGUAGAGGCAACUCCUUCAUCACAUCCAUUUCUGUACAAGUCUCCUCCCUACCUACAGGUCCCUCUCUGUCUCACGUAUACAUACACACACACACAGAGGGUGUGUGUGUGUGUGCUCCAGCAUCACUUGAGUGGUGUGCGGGCUGCUGCUGGAGGCACGUACUCACCGCCACGCACUGCGCUCCAUCAGACACUCUUCCACGACCAUGAGAGGCUGCUCCAGCCGAUGCAAGUCCACGCAAAACCAGGACAAGGCGGUAUGUAUGACCAACUGUCCCACCCUGAUCGUCACCGUGGGCCUGCCUGCAAGAGGAAAGACCUACAUCUCCAAGAAGCUGACCCGCUACUUGAACUGGAUCGGCGUGCCGACCAGAGAGUUCAACGUUGGACAGUACCGGAGGGAGUUCCUGAAGAUCUACGAGUCCUUUGAGUUUUUCCGUCCCGACAACGAGGAAGGGUUGAAGAUCAGAAGGCAGUGUGCUUCAGCGGCUAUGAACGACGUGCGACAAUAUUUAACAGAGGCAGGAGGCCAAGUCGCUGUUUUUGAUGCAACAAACACCACCAGAGAGAGAAGGGACACCAUCCUGGAGUUUGCAGAACAGAAUGGUUUUAAGGCUUUUUUUGUAGAGUCGGUGUGUGAAGACCCUGAAGUCAUUCAGGAAAACAUCGUUCAAGUGAAGUUGGGAAGCCCUGAUUACACUAACUGCAACACGGAAGAAGCAGUGGAGGAUUUCAUGAAGAGGAUAAAGUGUUAUGAAAACUCUUACGAGACGCUGGACGAGGUCUUGGACAGGGAUCUCUCCUUCAUCAAGAUUAUGGAUGUCGGCCAACGCUACCUGGUCAACAGGGUGCUGGACCACGUCCAGAGCCGGAUCGUCUACUACCUCAUGAACAUCCACAUCACGCCGCGCUCCAUCUACCUGUGUCGCCACGGAGAAAGCGAGCUCAACGUCAAGGGUCGGAUCGGAGGCGACUCGGGUCUCACGCCGAGGGGGAAAGAGUUUGCUAAGAAGCUGAACCAGUUCAUCCAGACACAGAAAAUUGGUGAGCUGAAGGUUUGGACCAGCCAGAUGAAGAGAACCAUCCAGACGGCAGAGGCCCUCAACGCCCCCUACGAGCAGUGGAAGGUCCUCAACGAGAUCGACGCGGGUGUGUGUGAGGAGAUGAUGUACGAGGAGAUCCAGGAAAAUUAUCCCCUGGAGUUCGCCCUGAGGGACCAGGACAAAUACCGCUAUCGCUAUCCAAAAGGAGAGUCCUACGAGGACCUGGUGCAGCGCCUGGAGCCCGUCAUCAUGGAGCUGGAGAGGCAGGAGAACGUGCUGGUCAUCUGCCACCAGGCGGUCAUGCGCUGCCUGCUGGCCUACUUCCUGGACAAGACGGCAGAGGAGCUGCCGUACCUGAAGUGCCCACUGCACACCGUGCUGAAGCUGACCCCCGUGGCCUACGGCUGCAAAGUGGAGUCCAUCAGCCUCAACGUGGAUGCAGUCAACACGCACAGAGAAAAACCAGAGAACGUUGACAUCCAUCGUACCACUCAAGACGCCCUGCAGACCGUCCCUGCUCACCUCUGAUGCCUGGGCUGGAAUCAGAUGAUACUGAAGUUGAAUCCUCUUCCCCCCCAGUGAACUCCCUGCCCCCUCCACCCUGACCAGUCUUGUGCGUUUCUCACAUUUCCAGUCACUGGUGACCCAUUAAUUGGGUGGACGACAUGCCACACUGCCACAACCCUUAGCUCUUCCUGUGUCCUGUGUUUGUCCUGUUCGAAUUUAAGGAGGAACGUUUGACCUUUAUGACCCUGAUGUUCAUAUCGUAAACACUCAGCUCACGGCGGUCGGUAAAUUCGCUGCUUUCAGGGUGUUGGUGUUGUGCGGCGGCAGACUUGACACUGGGAAGUUACUGUAGCGUGUUUUCAAGUGUUAACCUUUUUUUUUUGCAAAAUAUCCAAUUCGUCUGCUGCAUGUUUGACUUUGUGCAGUCAUAAUUUCACAUGAUCAUGUGCAAUUCUGUAGGUUUUGAACCUGCACUGAUAUGAAAACAAAGCUCUUUAUGAUAACUGUGCUAAUAGGAGUGAACGGAGAAUUGGGUGGGAAUAGUCCCCACCCCCCCUCCUAGUUACUGUACGUGAUGGGGUAAGCCCACCUGUAAACUAUUAUUGUGAAGCAACACAUUUCAGUAAUAAGAAUGCAAAAAGGAUCAUUAGCCAAAAAUAUUGGUGGUGUUGAUCUCAACUUGAAAAUGUAUGUUCCAACUCUACUGCAAUAAAGAUGUUAUUUUUCUAAACCACUCA
This is a messenger RNA of Poecilia reticulata (guppy), 2287 nucleotides long. It is a transcript of the gene pfkfb4a, whose product is annotated as 6-phosphofructo-2-kinase/fructose-2,6-biphosphatase 4a. NCBI's taxonomy places the organism in Eukaryota, Metazoa, Chordata, Actinopteri, Cyprinodontiformes, Poeciliidae. The record is from RefSeq and is a predicted model, not a curated record. Gene Ontology annotation, biological process: fructose 2,6-bisphosphate metabolic process; fructose metabolic process. Gene Ontology annotation, molecular function: 6-phosphofructo-2-kinase activity; fructose-2,6-bisphosphate 2-phosphatase activity; ATP binding. Gene Ontology annotation, cellular component: cytosol.